AUGUGGGAAGUGGAAAAAGCGGACACUGGCCGGAAACGUGCACCGCCCGUCAAAGUGUUGUCCGGCCAGCUGAGAGCGGCAGGGGCCCGGGGCGCCGCCAUUGACGGGGAGGGGUGUGUGAUCAGAGCCGGGCCGGGCCGCUCCCUGCGGGUUUCGCUGGUGUGGAUGCAGGGGACUGUGCUGGAUGUCCAGCAGGAGAGAAACAGCGUGCUGCUGAUGGAUGAGACGGGGACGUUUACUGUUCAGGGCGUUAACGGUAUCCCCAGAGGAAAACCGUGUUUGGCCCAAGGCAAGUACGUCAUGGUGAUGGGAAUCAUCCAGGACCUUUCCCCGGAGCCGGUCAUCCGUGCGGUAAAGAUGGCCAACCUCUCAGCGCAGGCAGCACUUCACAGGCGAAUGUGGAAGCUGGAGGUGGAGGACCUGCAGCACAUGCUGGCUUUAACGUGA
Menidia menidia (Atlantic silverside) is the source of this 447-nucleotide messenger RNA. The record is from the annotation of a GenBank genome assembly. NCBI's taxonomy places the organism in Eukaryota, Metazoa, Chordata, Actinopteri, Atheriniformes, Atherinopsidae.